Gambusia affinis (western mosquitofish) is the source of this 1814-nucleotide messenger RNA. RefSeq names its product C-type mannose receptor 2-like. Lineage: Eukaryota; Metazoa; Chordata; Actinopteri; Cyprinodontiformes; Poeciliidae. The coding region runs from base 232 to 1359 and encodes 375 amino acids. The record is from RefSeq and is a predicted model, not a curated record. The transcript has 5 exons.
UAGUCUAGUCGUGUUAUUUAAGUAUUAAUUACGUCACUGAGCAACAGGCUUGAGCAACGCCCAUAUUCAAAUUGUUUCUUUGCCAACAAAAGCCGUCUGUUCUGAGCAGAGGUCAACAUUUCUCCUGGACCUGUCCACUACCGAACCAUUCAUCUGAGCUGAUGUGACCAGAUACGUGGCUCUUUGAAAACAAAAUUAAACCCAAACUGUUCAUCCUUUGACCAAGCAGAUAUGAAGCUGAUCCUUUUCCUUCUCGUUCUGUUGGGCAAGUGUUGUUUCAUGGACUGUCAGUUCUAUCAGUAUCUCUACAUUAAUCAGAAUAAGAACUGGACUGAAGCUCAGCAGUACUGCAGACAGAAACACACUGACCUGGCCACAGUGACUAACAUGAAGGACAUGGAGAGACUCAACAGUAUCUCAGCUGGAUAUCAGAGGGAAGCUUGGAUUGGUCUGUAUGAUCAAACAAAUGGCAUCAGAAAAUGGUACUGGUCUCUGCCUGGAGUGGAGUUCAAUGAAAGUGAGACAAAGUGGAACCCAGGAGAACCAAAUGAUUAUCAGACUGAAAACUGUGGGUGUAUUUCAAAAGAUCUAAAGUGGAACGACAUCUCUUGCAACCAGGAGAAGUACUUUCUCUGCUAUAAUGAAACAAAAACUUCAGAUAAAAUCUAUCUGAUAAAGGAAACUAAGAGCUGGCUGGAAGCUCAGAGUUACUGCAGAAAGGAGCACACAGACCUGGUCAGUGGACUGAACCAGUUGAAUCAUGGACAACUGAAGAAUGUAUUGACAAACAACUGGGUCGGCGAACAUCAAUAUGUGUUUAUGGAUCUGUUCAGAGACACCUGGAGGUGGUCAGAUGGAACCAGUUUCUCUUUCAGACACUGGAAUCUGAAGUUUAAUGAUGAACAAGACAACAGUGGUCAAUGUGCCCUGGUUGAAUUCAGUGAUGAAGGCAGUUGGAGGAAUGAGAAAUGUACUGAAAGAAAACCUUUCAUCUGUUAUGAUGAUAAACUGAUCCUGGUAACAGAAAGUAAAACCUGGGAGGAAGCCUUGAACUACUGCAGAGAGAAACACCAUGACCUGGUCACCAUCACCAACAUGGAUGAUCAGAGAUGGAUCCAGGAGAAAGUCAAGGUGGCAUCGACUGAUUUUGUCUGGACGGGUCUGAGCUACGCCUGCACUCUGGAUUUGUGGUUCUGGGUCAGUGAUGAAGUGGUCAGCUAUAAGAACUGGGCCGAAGGUGAACCGAUGGACGACUGUGACAUGUCUGGAGCCAUGGAAACGAGAGGAAAACAUCAGUGGAGGAAGAAAAAUGAUACAGAGACGUUUAACUUCAUCUGUUCUAAACAUACUCAAGGAUAAUAAGUGAUGUUUUCUUCACCACUUAUUCUCAUAUUCUUGUUUAUAAAAGCUGAUAUAAGUAGAAAAGGAAUUGAUUUCACAUUGUAGGUUAUGUUGUUUGGAUUUUGUUCUGUUUUACAUCAUAUGAAUAUGUAUCAUGUAAUUAUGUUUUUUUAAAGCACAUAUAACUUGUUUUAAAUUUAAUCUAAUAAUAUUCAUGUUUAUAUUCUUAAGCUGUCCAGAUUAUCCACCUGUUUAAUUGAUCACUCUAUUAAACUAUUACAUUACUGUAUGUAUCAAAGCAAAAUAAAAUAAAAAAACACUAAAGUAGAACCAAAAUAUCUACUGAUUUAUUUAUUAAUUAGAUUUAAGAUUUAUUUUUCCUUCAUCCAUGAUCAUAAUUUUAAUUUCAACUGGUGGACAGCAGAUAGAAGUUAUUGCUGCAUACAUGAGGUUACCACAAAACUAAAAGCAGU